Messenger RNA from Carcharodon carcharias (great white shark), 1894 nucleotides. RefSeq names its product peroxisomal biogenesis factor 11 beta (gene pex11b). Gene Ontology annotation, cellular component: peroxisomal membrane. The transcript is spliced from 4 exons. Bases 81 to 812 code for a protein of 243 amino acids. Gene Ontology annotation, biological process: regulation of peroxisome size; peroxisome fission. NCBI's taxonomy places the organism in Eukaryota, Metazoa, Chordata, Chondrichthyes, Lamniformes, Lamnidae. The record is from RefSeq and is a predicted model, not a curated record.
AGCUGGAACCGUCACCGGAAGUUGCCAUGUCCUCCAGCCCCGGGAGCUGAAGCGGCCCAAAAAAACAUAGAUAAAAGAAAAUGGAUCCCUGGGUCCGCUUCACGGCGCAGAGCCAGGGCCGGGAGCGUAUCUUCAGGGCUGCUCAGUAUGCCUCUGCUUUGUUGGCUUACUCACUACAGAAGAGUGGGGCGAGUCCAGAGCUGGUUAUUCUAGUCAAGCAACUGGAGGCUCACCUCAGCUUGGGGCGCAAGUUGUUCAGGUUGGGCAACUCGGCCGAAUCACUCGAGGCCGCCAAGCGGGCCAUCCACCUGUCAGACCUGGUGCAGCGUUUCUGCAUCACCAUCGGCCACCUGAACCGGGCCAUGUACUUCGGCUGUGACAACCUGCUGUGGGCCGGCAAGGUGGGCCUGGCCCCCUCGCUGGAUCAGGACAAGUGGAGCCAGCGCUCCUUCAGGUACUUCCUAUUCGCGCUCAUCAUGAACCUGAGCCGCGACGCCUACGAGAUCAGCGUGCUGGCGGAACGCGAGGCCCGGAGCCAGGGCAAAGCAGGCACGGAGGUAGUAGGUGGGGGUGCGGCCGGCAUCGCGCUGGGCGGCAGGGCGCGGGCCCAGCUGUGCCUGCUGUGCCGUGUGCUGAGAAGCAACCCCCCCUUGCUGCUGGACGUCCUGAAGAACUGCUGCGACCUCUUCAUCCCCCUGGACCGGCUGGGCCUGCUCAAGACCAGCCCCGGGGUGGUGGCCUUCUGCGGCCUCUCUUCCUCCAUCCUCUCGAUCCUCACCAUAUGCCAACCCUGGCUGAAGCUGAAGCCCUAAUGGAGCGUGGGGACCGGACUUUUUAAAAAAAAACACACAUAACUGAUGGGACAGUGCGGAGAACAAAAAGAUUGAUUUUGUUUUCCAUUGAUGUUAUUGCUAAUAAAAACUGAUUAUUGACACCACUACAUCGGCCAGUGGAAGCGGGACGGUACUUAAGCUUGGGUCUGCCAGCAAACAGAGUCUAUUUCCUUGGUAAACGACAAACAGGAUCUACUUGCCCGACAAACAGAAUUGGAUUGACCUAGCAAACAACAAACAGAGUCUAUUUCCUUGGCAAACAACAAACAGAAUCUACUUGCUCGACAAACAGAAUUGGAUUUAACCUAGCAAACAACAAACAGAGUCUAUUGAAAGAACCUCUGCGAGCUGCGGCAAGCAGAACUCGCGGGCGAAACUGCAGCAAAGCCCCCGGCCAAACGCAGCAAGUGGAGGAUAGUACCAGGAUCACGUGCGUAACUGAUGGGGUGUCGGGGCGCUGUCUGGAGGUCCAGCCCAGCGCCCCGCACGCUAACGGCAACAGGAUUGUAGUUGCGGGGUAUCUACAAGGAGGAGACGCUCCAAUCAGCCUGGCGUUCCUGCGCCUCAUCACUGCCCGGGGAACACGCAACUCCACGCGCCACCCCCCCCCCCCACCCCCCAAAAAAAAAUUGCCAGGACGUGAUUGUCAAGCGGGAUUGGGAUCGUCCGGGAAGCCUGCCCCAGUCAAAUAGCUCGGCAACUUGUAGCAGCCAUUUUAACCACAGUUCCCACACAGGAGGAGAUGCAGUCGAGCGUUGGCUCUUGCUGGCCACCAUCGCGAUGGCCGAUUGAAAUGGAAGGGGUCCUACCCCCUCCCCCACCUCUUUUCAACCCUCCCCAAACAGGACAGGGUGCCUCCUACACCUUUUCCCCUGACAGUCCUGUAUUCUUGUCACACGAACCGAUUAAAUAGUUGCAACAGAGAGGUCAUGUUUGGACCUUGUUGGUCACUCUCUCUGAACACAGGCCUGCCUAGCGAUUAGCGUUACAAUUCCACUUGUUUCAAUGUCUGCUUCCCCGGCUGACGGUGAAAUGCUGAAUAAAAGGGACCUUGCAGCUUC